GUUGCAGAAGCAUUAUAAAUACAAAAGCCUGGGGAGUGAAGAAUGCUACACAAAGAACCAAGCAGGAAUUUGACAUUCUGCUAUGUAAAAAGGCUGAAAACCAGCUCUGCACUUCAUCUCAGUACAUGUCCUGCUCUGGAAACAAAGGGAUCAGCUAAGCCUUGCCUGGAGAAAAUAAAGAAACAUGGAUGGUCAUAAGUACAGUUAUUCAAGGGAAUUUUAUGAUCAAUAUGCUCAAAGCCAAGAAAAAUCUGUGGUCAAUAAAAUGCAGCAGAAAUACUGGAAAACAAAACAAACCCUUAUAAAAGUCACAGGAAAAAAGGAAGAUGAACAUGUUGUGGCUUCAGAUGCAGACCUGGAUGCAAAACUUGAGCUGUUCCAUUCAAUUCAGAGAACAUGUAUGGAGUUGCUGAAAGCAAUUGAACUAUAUCAAAAGAGGAUUUGUUUUCUAUCUCAGGAAGAAAAUGAAUUGGGGAAAUUUCUUCGAUCACAGGGUUCUCAGGAUAAAACAAGAGCAGGAAAAAUGAUGCAAGCCACAGGAAAGGCCCUCUGCUUUUCUUCUCAGCAAAGAUUAGCACUGCGUACUCCUUUGAGUAGAUUAUAUCAGGAAGUGGAGACUUUCAGAUAUAGGGCCAUCUCGGACACAUGGCUGACAGUAAACCGAAUGGAACAGUAUCGAACUGAAUACAGAGGAGCGCUGCUUUGGAUGAAAGAUGUGUCUCAGGAGCUGGAUCCAGAUCUUUAUAAGCAGAUGGAAAAGUUCAGGAAGGUUCAAGCUCAAGUACGGCACGCAAAACUCAACUUUGACAAACUGAAGACUGAUGUUUGCCAAAAAGUGGAUCUUUUGGGAGCAAGCAGAUGCAACCUCCUUUCUCAUGUAUUAACAACAUAUCAGACAACGCUUCUUCAUUUUUGGGAAAAAACCUCACACACCAUGGCAGCUAUCCAUGAAAGUUUCAAAGGUUAUCAGCCAUAUGAAUUCACUAUGUUAAAGAGCUUACAAGAUCCUAUGAAUAAACUAACAGCAAGAGCAGAAAAGGAGGACCUGAACGUUGAGAGCACCAAGCCAGUACCAGAUCAGCGGAGUCAGUUGAUUUCGUUAGAUGAGGAGAGCCAUACCAAGGAAUCAAACUAUUCAGCUGAUGAUGGCAAGGAUGUCCUAUCCGUGUUACAAGGAAAUUUUAACCACAAGCAGAACUCAGGUACCAUAGAUGAUUUAUUAGACCUGCAGCCUGAAGAAAAUGCUUCAAAGGAUCAGUUUGUGAGGUCCUUGGAGUCUGAACCCAGUGAUAAGGAUGACAUGGUAUUACUGAAUGAGAUCCUCAAUGCUUCCUCCUUGGAUGAGGGGGAGUUCAGCAAAGAGUGGACAGCUGUCUUUGGGCAGGUUGCGCUUGCUGACCUCACCGUGAACUCUUCCGCUGGAGAGGUGGAGAACACUUCAUCAUCUGUGGCAGGGACACCAUCCGGCUAUUUGCCCUCACAGCUCUUAGACCAAAACAUGAAUGACUUGCAGUCGUCUUUACAUGGAUGGGCAGCUAACAGUGUGAGCCCUCCAUCUAUACCACAGCCAGCACAGAAACCAAACAGCCUCAGUGUGAAUGCUAACAAGACGCCUGUGAAAGAUCCUACAAAGAAUCCUAAAGACUUGACUGCUUGGUUCAGUCUCUUUGCUGACCUUGACCCAUUAUCCAAUCCUGAUGCUGUUGGGAAAACUGAUAAAGAACAUGAAUUGCUUAAUGCAUGAGACAGCUGCCUAUGGUAACUCAUAUUCUUCCAUUCAUCAACACUAUUUUGGGUUUUAAAAAACUAAAUGAAAAUCAGUAUGCUGUUGUGAAACUGUAAAGUAUGUGCCAUGAUAAUAAAACUGAAGGAAUUAAUCGCCUUUUAUAUAGGUACAGUUAUUUGCUCUUGUUUUGUAUAAAGAAUUCACAUUUAUUUUCUACGUGGAUGUACAAAAAUGAGGUUAAGAAUUAGGGCAGAUUUCUUGCCAGAUUAAAUUAUCUCCUGAAACAGUGUCUUUGCCUAAGGUGAUGCGGAGCUAAUGCUGGAGUGAAAUAAAAAAAUUGCAAACCUAUUUUUUUAUAAUGUUUCUUGAGUAAAUCAAAAAAAAUCAUAUAACUGAGGAGGCUGCAUGAGUCAAACAUCUAUCGCGUAUAUAAUAUAUAUAUUACUGCAUUAUUAAGAUGUCAGCGAAAUUUGUUUUGUUAGUACUCAGUGAAAAAUCUGUCCUGGGGCUAAUUACUGAAGAAAUACAUUUGGGUCUAUGCAGCCAUGGAAAUUGUGUCCUUUCUGAUUUAAAUUAUUAGACAAACUGCACUACAUAGACAGAAGAAAUGCCCAGAUGGCUUCUUUACUGAGUUUUUCCAUUGUACUGACAGAAUUUGCCCCUGUUUGCAGAAGUUUCUUGCAGCUGAUGCUUUACCAUGCCUUUAAAAAAACAGUUCUGUUUAGAGUAUUUUUUGUCAAACUUAUUUCUGAAGCAUGUGUUAUUUUGAGCUUGUUGUGACAUUAACUCUUUAAUAAAAU
This is a messenger RNA of Struthio camelus australis, 2526 nucleotides long. RefSeq names its product islet cell autoantigen 1 (gene ICA1). Gene Ontology annotation, cellular component: Golgi apparatus. NCBI's taxonomy places the organism in Eukaryota, Metazoa, Chordata, Aves, Struthioniformes, Struthionidae. Gene Ontology annotation, biological process: regulation of transport. Gene Ontology annotation, molecular function: protein domain specific binding. The record is from RefSeq and is a predicted model, not a curated record.